GCAGCGGCUGCUGCGGGAGGUGGUCCUUUAGCCUCUAUGCUGCCAGCGGCCAGGAACAGCUUCACCGGGCGAAAUUCGUUUAGCAAUUUGGGAGGGGGAGAAAUGUCAGAGCUGGCCUCGAUCGUGGAGGGGAAAAGGCAGACAAUGGUGGAAGAUUUUAUCUCUAAGGACUACAGCACGGCAGAUUAUGACAAGGAAGUAUCUGGUACAGCAAGUGCAACAAAACAUCAUCAUCCCGACAGAAAGUAUUUGCACCGGAGAAGGUCUGACUUUGUGGAUUAUGGCGACAAGUUGAAAACCCUGUACAUGACAGGAGGCACGACCAGCGGCAAAGGUGGUGGUAGUGGUGAUAAUGGGGGGAAGGAGAACCUGUUGCACGGCGGCACAAAGGCGGGGUUUCAAAAGCCUCCUACAGCUGUCUCUUCACAAGCAGCGGAAAACAACACGAGAAGCGAUUCAAUACCAAAACAUCAACUGCCACUGCACGAUGUCGUUCGGAUGAAGCAGCACGACCCUGAAGCUGGGCAAGAGAUGAAGAAGGAGACCGCAGACGAGCAAAACCGCCAUUCCUCGUCCUCCGCUGCCACAGAAGUGGUGGAGCCAGGACAAGAGAACCGCGACUCCCUUCUACCUGCGGUUGCCGACAAGAACCGCACUUCCGCAGUUUUCGGAACUACACUACAAGAGCGGUUCUCAAAAAAUAGUAACAGUUCGCAAAUCGCGUCCAGCCCUGCGGAGAGCGACAAGACCGUGGAACAAAAGCAGCCGUCUCCGACGGAUUCCGAGGCAACGGUGA
Amoebophrya sp. A120 is the source of this 796-nucleotide messenger RNA. Lineage: Eukaryota; Dinophyceae; Syndiniales; Amoebophryaceae. The record is from the annotation of a GenBank genome assembly.